AUGGGGUUGCUUAGUAUCAUUAGAAAAAUCAAGAGAAAAGAGAAGGAAAUGCGAAUCCUCAUGGUGGGACUUGAUAAUUCAGGGAAGACAACAAUAGUUUUGAAGAUAAAUGGGGAAGACACUAGUGUUAUAAGUCCUACUCUUGGUUUCAAUAUCAAAACCCUCUCUUAUCAAAAGUAUACUUUAAAUAUAUGGGAUGUGGGGGGCCAAAGGACUAUAAGAUCAUACUGGAGGAACUACUUUGAGCAAACGGAUGGCUUGGUCUGGGUGGUCGACAGUUCAGAUCUUAGAAGGUUGGAUGAUUGCAAAAUGGAACUUGAUAAUCUUUUGAAGGAAGAGCGGCUGUCAGGAGCUUCUUUACUAAUAUUUGCAAACAAGCAAGACAUAAAAGGUGCUCUUACACCAGAGGAAAUUGCCAAGGUAUUGAACCUAGAGAAUAUGGAUAAAACCCGACACUGGAAAAUUGUGGGAUGCAGUGCAUACACAGGUGAAGGGCUGCUUGAAGGAUUUGAUUGGUUGGUUCAGGACAUUGCCUCGCGAAUCUAUAUGCUUGACUAA
Dovyalis caffra is the source of this 558-nucleotide messenger RNA. The record is from the annotation of a GenBank genome assembly. NCBI's taxonomy places the organism in Eukaryota, Viridiplantae, Streptophyta, Magnoliopsida, Malpighiales, Salicaceae.